GUUUUAAAGAGAUAUAUAAAUGCUAAACAAUUGCCUCUCUCUUCUAGUUUUUUAUUAUCGAUUUGUUGGUUUUCAUCGCUGUUUUCGUUGAAUAAAAUUUCAAAGGAAUGGGUUUACUAUUUUAUAUCUCCAUCUGCUUAGUUACUUCGCAGUCAUUUGGAAAUGGAAACGCCAAUUGUGAUCUCAGUGAUAAGUCCAGAUCCUAUUUAGAUGGAGCACUGGAUUUGAUGAAAAAAGCAAAAGAGAACUUACCUGAGUGCUCAUGCAACCAGAUAUGCAGACCCAUCGAUUGUGAAGAAGUUUUGAUCAAUGGUCGUAACGAAAGCGGAGUGUAUACUAUUUGGCCUAGGGGAAGAAUAGCCGAUGACAAGCCAAUGGAGGUGUAUUGUGACAUGGAUACUGAUGGUGGAGGAUGGACAGUUAUUCAGAGGAGAGGAAAUUAUGGCAGACCCAGCGACUAUUUCUACAAAGAUUGGAUGAAUUACAAAAAAGGAUUUGGUUCUCUAGAAAAAGACUUUUGGUUGGGCAACGACAAUAUAUUCACUUUGACCAAUCAGAGACUUUAUUCGAUUCGAUUUGAUUUGAAAGCUGUCGAUGGAGAAAGGAGGCACGCCCUCUAUGACAAGUUUUGGAUCGACGAUGAGGAUCAUAAAUACACACUUCACAUUAAAGACUACAGUGGGGAUGCAGGGGAUUCCAUGACCCCUAACCAUGACAAUCAGAAGUUUUCCACAAAGGAUCAAAACAACGGCAAUAAUAAAGGUGGGAACUGUGCCGAAAGUCAUAAAGGUGCUUGGUGGUACAACGCCUGUCAUACUGCCAACUUGAACGGUCUUUACCUCAGAGGCAAGCACAACAGUUACGCGGAUGGAGUCAACUGGUACACAUUCAGAAAUUACCACGAAUCGCUGGAGGAUGUUGAAAUGAAAAUACGGGCAAAGAAUUUCAAGAAAAAUUAUUCCUCCAUGAACAAUUCGCGAUGUUGUUGUUGAAGAAUAUGUAAUAGCAUCUUAAAUUAUGUAAAUUAAAAUGAUCCACAAAUAAAAUAAAAUCCAUAAAAUU
This is a messenger RNA of Argiope bruennichi, 1062 nucleotides long. Its product is annotated as techylectin-like protein. The transcript is spliced from 6 exons. Lineage: Eukaryota; Metazoa; Arthropoda; Arachnida; Araneae; Araneidae. The record is from RefSeq and is a predicted model, not a curated record. The coding region runs from base 108 to 992 and encodes 294 amino acids.